AUGAGGCACCAAUCAGCUGGUGGGCACACCUACCUACUCACCAUCACCAAUUCAUACUCACACAUGCAUUUUGUUCACCCACUGCCCAACAAGACCUCCACCACCAUCUGUGCAGCUCUUCAGGCAAUUGCUGCCUCAUUCCCUCCAGCGGUGUGCAUCCAUUGGGUCCAUCUCAACAACACACACAAGCUCAACACGCUCAUGGGUGCAUGGAUCCUCAACAUCAGCACCAAAAGGGAGCCUACACCACCCUACACAUCUAA
This is a messenger RNA of Acanthamoeba castellanii str. Neff, 263 nucleotides long. RefSeq lists its product as uncharacterized. The record is from RefSeq and is a predicted model, not a curated record. The annotation marks the transcript as partial. The transcript has a single exon. Lineage: Eukaryota; Discosea; Longamoebia; Acanthamoebidae. Gene Ontology annotation, molecular function: nucleic acid binding.